AUGUCCGAAGGCGAGCAUCCAAUUCACGGGCCUCCUGAGGUAUUGGUAAGAAAAGCCGCAAAAGCAGCUUGGCCUCCUCCCUGGUCUCCAGACGAGGCGCUUCUUGAAGCUUGCUCAGCCGGAAACAUAUCCAAAGUCAAAUACCUCGACGCCAUCGACACGACAGCCUACAAUCGUCAAGAAGGACUACUCCAGCUUCUGCAUGAAGCCACCGAAAAGCAACAAGUAGCCGUUGUCGACUAUCUCCUCCAGCACACCUUCUCGACCAACUUCUCCGCCGACAUGAUCAUAUCUGCCUGCUCCGCCGGCCUCGACAUCUAUAAGCUGUACCAUACUAAGCAGCCGCAAAUCAUCAACUGGGGCUGCGGCCCCAACGUUUUCAGUAGUACAGUCUGCUGGGCAGUCCGAGGGUGCAACUCCAAGUUUCUUUCAUACUUGCUCAGAAACGGCGCCGGCCCUGGAUGGUUCGUAGAGAACUCCUCUCGAACAUUCAACCACUACCUGCCGAUUGAGUGGACGGUGUUGCAGCUCCAAGACGAGCCGGGCCACAAGGACCGCCCUUGCCACGAACUUUUACGAGAUUAUGCUGCCACUGCCAUCUAUCGUGAUUACAAACCGAUACUGAAGCUCCUUCUAGAGUACGAGAUCCUGAGGACGUUAGUGGAGGCAGGUGGAGAUGUCAACAAUAUGCUAGAUCUAGACAAUUUCCACAACCACGCCCGUCCGUUCAAAGAGAUUCCAAGGUUGUACGGAACAGCACUGAGCUAUGCUGCGUCGAACGGUCAUGCCGAAGCCGUGAAAUAUCUCUUGAAUCAUGGCGCGGAUGCGACCAAGUGUGAUAGUCUUGGGGUGAAAGCUAUCGAGAGAGCCCAGGAAUAUGAUCAUCCGGAAGUGGUCGCGCUGAUUGGGACGUACGAGUCUGAAAGGAAUGAAUGACAUUGUCUGACAUCAGAGCUAAUAGCUCUCUUAUCUUUUUUCGAAUGAGGUGUCUGAUACGGCCUAGGGAGUAUUGUGAAAAUCUGGGUGUAUGUACACCUUGCGGAAAGACUUAGUAAUUGUUUCUUUAUAUUGAAAACUGGGGCAUUCUUGUACGAGAAAUUAAACCCUAGGCAAUAUGCAUGCUUCGAUUUCAUUUAUACCGGCCUUUUAUGCUUCACCAGAAAGUUGUAGCACGUACCAUGUGCAGUCUUUUCUUUACUGGCUCCUGCUCGCAGGAUCAACAGUGAGGGAAAUAAGAAAUGCAUAUGAUGACUAGCUCAUUCGUCUCGUAUUAUGUUUCAGUAGCGGACGUAUCCUUCGAUGAUAG
Molecule: messenger RNA, 1306 nt
Organism: Mytilinidion resinicola
Lineage: Eukaryota; Fungi; Ascomycota; Dothideomycetes; Mytilinidiales; Mytilinidiaceae
Product: ankyrin
Exons: 2
Coding region: 1-936 (311 amino acids)
Molecular function (GO): protein binding
Source: RefSeq, a predicted model, not a curated record